AUGAGUUGCGAUGUGAACACAGCGUCACCCUUUGCUGCUGUCAAGAAAAUGGCAACACCGACCCGGCGAGCUGUAGACUACCUGAAAGGAACUUGGCGACGACUCAGCAAGACACCCAAAAUCACCACCCGCCCUCUGCAAAUCUCUUCACCUCUUCCUUUUCGCGGCCGUUCUGGCGUGUGUAUGGACCGCACUCAGCUCAACGACGUGGCAAGCGACGACGACCUGACUAUUGUCCCCUCCAAUUUUUCUGAUUACACGUCUACCACCAGUUCUGAGCAUUCGCCAGCCAUCCAAGAUUCCGACUGGCGUCACUUCAUCGACACUCCCAUGCAGAGCAGUCCCUCGGCAUUUCUUGGGGGCUGGUCUGAGGCCUGGUGUCCAUCCAGCCAGCGGGGCAGGACUCGAAGCAACAGUGUUCUUACGACCCCUUUCACCAUCAUCGAGUCUGUCCAUAGUGUUGGCGAGAAGUACAUCAAUGAUAAGAUGGAGGUAGAUUCCAUAGCUUACGCCACACCUCCCGCCUCGGGUACCAUCGACCACUCCAAGAAAGACUCCUUCCUGCGCUACAGAGAACUGCCCGACGAGAGCACUGUGGGCAGCCGUAUGUCAGUCAUCACGCCUACGCCGGCAAUUCGCCCAACUGCCCGCUCCCCGCAUCGGCGUUUUAGCGAGUCCGUCAUUGAUAAUGCCACCGUCGCGGACCUGGACAAGCUGAUGGAGAACGCCCAUGUGGAGGCGGAUGCGUCUGACCGUCGCCCUCGGGCCAACUCGGCAGAUACCAGCGAUAAGUGGUCGUUCAUCUCGGUCCGCGGCGAAUCAACCACCAACGAUCUUUUCCAAUACGGUACAGCUGAUCUACCUGUCAGCAAGCGCCGCAAGGUUUCCAGGCAGGAGGCCCCCAAUAGAGUGUCCAUUCCCAUCGUGAGGGGUGAGAGCGAGGUCCAGCGAUCGAAGACCGUCCGAACCCACCCUCGUUACUCGGGGGCUCAGAGUUUUGAUCCUCGUCGACGAGUACUCGACACCCCCCAUGGACCGGCUGUCUUCAUUCGUCCAUCGCACCUUAUGGAGAGCUAA
Molecule: messenger RNA, 1077 nt
Organism: Truncatella angustata
Lineage: Eukaryota; Fungi; Ascomycota; Sordariomycetes; Amphisphaeriales; Sporocadaceae
Exons: 1
Coding region: 1-1077 (358 amino acids)
Source: RefSeq, a predicted model, not a curated record